Messenger RNA from Apis cerana (Asiatic honeybee), 5062 nucleotides. RefSeq names its product zinc finger protein 267. Gene Ontology annotation, cellular component: nucleus. Lineage: Eukaryota; Metazoa; Arthropoda; Insecta; Hymenoptera; Apidae. Gene Ontology annotation, molecular function: DNA-binding transcription factor activity, RNA polymerase II-specific; RNA polymerase II transcription regulatory region sequence-specific DNA binding; zinc ion binding. Gene Ontology annotation, biological process: regulation of transcription by RNA polymerase II. The record is from RefSeq and is a predicted model, not a curated record.
AUUAAUAUACAUUAUAUUUAUAAAUAAUCUAUAAGUAAUCUUAAAAUGUAUAAUAAAUAAUUUUUAUAAACAAUUUUAUAUAAUAUAUAAUUAUAUAUAAUAUAUUGUAAUAAAAGUUUGUAAAUUGUGUUUGUACACGGUUUAAGAGCAAGUUUAAAUUUUUAGCGCGUUUUCUUAUCCUUCGUUGUCGCUAUAAUCACAAACUGCAAAUGGCUACGGAUGCGAUUCAUGUAGUCUCAGAAAUGCGAUAUCAAGCAGAAUCUUAUUUUGCAUGCAAAACAGCAAUGUUCAUGAUGAUAGUGCAACAGUGAUCAUUGUCACGUGUGUAUUUCUUUGAAAACAAAGUCAUUCGCGAUUUUCAUAAGGUCGCGCAAUUAAGUUUUCCGCGGGAAAAUAAUGUCUGGAUAUCGAAGAGUGAAUUAUUACGAACUGUGUAGAUUGUGUACUAGCAACGAAGGAACCAAAAUGAACAUCUUCCGGGAAGAAGGUCGUAGACGACAACUUCAAACAAAGAUUCAAACAUGUUUACCUAUACAGGUUUUAGAAGAGGAUUCUUUGCCAAAAAUUGUUUGUCACGAAUGUGUAAAGAAAUUAGAAAACUUUAUUGAAUUUAGAGAAACAGUUGUAAGUGCAGAGGGUAUGUUAGAAUCAUAUUUUACUUCACUACGAUUCUCUGAAGAUUUUCUAAAGGAAGGUAAGGUUUAUGUGAAAAAUACAGAAAAGGAUAGACCUGUAACACCUGAAAAUGAAGUAUUAAAGUCAAUUGAAAAAGUAGCACCAACAACAGGAAAUCAAAUAAUCAACAAUGAUCAACAAAUACAACAUCAACAACCUGUUGUUGUUAGUAAUAUAAAUACUUCAAAUAUUCAAAUUAUUAGUGGAGUUCAAGCAAGAGUUCAACAAUAUAAAUGUGCCAUGCAGAUGCAACCAGGUGGUAUGGCAGCUGCUGUUGUAGAAGCAACAGCAGAAACACAUUAUAGUUAUCAACAACAGACUUCACAGCAAGUAUCUCCUCAACAAUCAAAUGAACCACAAAAUCAAAUUAAUGAUCAACAAAGUUCUACAUCGCAAAUUCAACAAGUGCAAAAUCAAAUUCAAAAUCAUGGUCAAAUAAAUCAACAAAUGCAAUCACAAAGACAAAUUUCUCAACAAAUUUCUCAACCACAAAAUCAAACACAAGUUGGUCAACAACAGCAACAACAAAAUCAGUCACAAAUAACACAACAGAUUCAACAAUUACAAAGACAGCAAAGAGAGUUUGAAAAACAUAGACAACUUCAACAAAUUGAAAAACAAGUACAAAUUGCUACACAAGAAUUUCCUAUUAAGCAAGAGCCUCAAGCACAAAUAGUGCAUCAAAAUAAUAAUAUAAUUUUAAAAUCAGAACCUGAUGCUAAACAAAAUCAACAAAUCAUUCAGAAAGUACAAUCUGAAACUCCAAAAGAUGAAAGUGGUACUCAAAAUGUACAAAGUUAUACUGUACAAGCCACACCAGAAGUAUUUUUAAAUUUAGGAUUUAAAGAAGCACCUUUAGUUACACAAACUGUUCGAGAAGAGACAAAAGAAUUUAAGUCGGAAGAUACAAUAUCUCGAAACUCAAUCGGACAAAUCUCCGAAUUUUUAAGAAUAAAAUCAGGACCUGAACCAACAUCUUUAAUUACUGUCAAUCCUCAAGUUAUUUCACAAAAUCAUAGAAAUACUACUUGUAAAGAAUGUGGCAAAAUUUUUUCUUCCAUAAAUCAAUUAAAUGGUCAUAAUUGUUCUGUUCAAAAUCUUUUAAAUGAAACAUCUGAUAAUAGUAAUAAUAAAGAAGAUUCUUUACAAAAUAAUAGCAAUUCAUUUAGUUGUGAUGUUUGUGGAAAACCAUUUAAACGGAAAGAACAUCUUUAUCAACAUAGAAAACUACAUACUGGUGAACGUCCCUAUGUGUGUACUACGUGUUCAAAAGCAUUUAGUCGCAAAGAACAUUUAGUUAGGCAUUCUGUAUCUCAUACAGGUGAAAAGAUGCAUCAGUGUGAAAUGUGUGGUAAAAAUUUUUCUCGAAAAGACAAUCUUCACAAACAUCGUAAAACGCAUGGUGUAUCGGGUCCGUAUAUUUGUGAAACUUGUGGAAAAUCAUUUGUAGUAAAACAUUACUAUUUAAUGCAUUUAACAACUCAUGCUUCAACUAUUGGAGAUGGUGUAAAUUGUCAGGAUCCUUUACCAUACAAAUGUGAUAUUUGUCACAAAGCAUUCUCUGUAAAACAAUAUCUUACAACUCAUAAACUUAGGCACAGAUCAAAGAAUAAUAAUUCUUCUCAUAAUACUGUAAAUGGUCAGCAACAACAACAACAAACACAACAAUCUAAUACAAAUAAUAUAAAUAUAGUAACAAGUAAUGUUAAUAAUUCUGGAAACUUAAAUAAUAGCAAUGGACAGUCUAAUAAUGGAUCAACGGUUGAAAUGCAAAGUGUUAUUGAAAGAAAUGAACAACCAAAUGGUUCAUUUAAUAAUCAGUAUCAUAAUAAUAUACAAGAAUUUCAAUGAGAUAAGGGGAAGCGUGUCUAUUAUGUUCUCUUGCCAAAUGGUAACAAUCACAAAAUUGUUGUUAUGUGAGCAAGAGAAAUUUUAUGACGCGCUAAAAUAUUUUUUUAAACUAUGCCUUCUGUUAUUCAAGAAGGAAAUUUUUUGUACUUUAAUAAGACAAAAAAAAAUGAAUUUUUAAAUAUUAUUAUUUUAAAUAAAUUAAAAAUUAAAUAACUUAUCAUUUAUAUUCUAUCAAUAUUCUAUCAAUCAGAAAGUAGAAUCUUCAGUGGCUUAUGAGCUUAACUUUAAUAAAUUAUACACUAUGUAUAUAUUUUGCCAGUAAAAUAUUACAAGUAUGAAAUGCAUGCUGUUUUAUAUGAAUGCACACUGUUAUUUAAUGUUUAAACAGAUUGUGUGCUACAAAAUUUAAGUGUGCAUGGAUAGUCAUAAGGUUGUUCCAAUACCUGAUUAGAAAUAUAUUUUCAUUAAAUUAAAAUGAAAAUAUUAAAUUGAUAUAUAAUCAGUAUAAAUUACCAAUUAUUUUAACUGCUUAUAUUAAUAAAAUUAAAAUAAUAUACUAGAAAUAAUCAUAUUCUUUUAUAAAUUUCAUUAAUAUAUAAUAUUUUUGUUAUCUUUAUUGAUUAUUGAUAUUGAUAUUGAUGUAAUCAAUAUUUAAAUUAUAUUUUUUAUGAAUAAUCAAAAUGAUAUUAGAUAUUAAUCUUCAAAUAAUGAAAUUCUGAUAGCGAUGCGGCAGAUCGAUGCAGAAUCAAAGAAUUUUCUUCUCUACUUUUAAGAGAAAAAAAUUCUGAUUCAAAAUAUCAUAAAUAUAUACAUAUAAUAAUGUUUAUUAUGUUAAAGACAAAAGUUUUGUUUGCGAUGUAUCAGAUCUGAAUUCGAUGCUUUAAUUUUGCUUUAUAAUAUAAUUUUGGACAACCAAUAAUUCUAAUUAAUUUAUUGAAUUUCAAUAUUGUUUACUUACAAUUGUAACACUUUAAAAUAAGAAACAAAGUAUGAAUAUUGUUGUGUUAAAAUGAUCCUGUAUCUGCCAUGCAAGAAUUAAUGGUUGUUUUAUAUUUUAUUUUGUGCAAUAUUUUUUAUAAUUAUAUAUAUUAGAUAUAUGGUUAUCAAAAGUAGAUAAAUUUGUUUUUUAUUUUUUUUUUUUUUGAGCAGUGAUUGCAACAAUCUAUGACCAUUUUGCAAAGUAUUUUAGGAUUAUAUGAUUUAUAUGUAAAUUAGAAUACAAAACAAAAUCUAAGACCAAAGAAAUUUAUAUUAUAUAUAAAUUGGUAAUAGUAAGAUAACAUCAGGUGCAAUCUAAUCAGAUUAGCUCCAAUAUAAUUAAGAUUUCAGUUAAGUGUAUUUACAAUAUACAUAUGUGUAUAUUGUAUAGCACUAGAAUAUGUACAAUGAUCUUAAAAUCGUUAUUUUCUAACAAAUGAAAGCGUGCCAUACAAUGAAUCUUUGAAAAUAAGUAUAUGAGAAAUUAUAAUUAUCUAAAUUUCUUGCUAAAUUUUCAACAUAUAUUGACCAAAAUCAAGAAGAAUUAAAAGAAUUUAUAUUUCUUAAGCCACAUUACUUCUAUUGCAUCUGUAUAUAAUUAGCAUUAUCAUUUAAUUUAUGGUUUUUUUUUAAUUUCACUUUCAAAAUCAAACAGGGGGCAACUAUAACUUAAUGUAACAAUAUAACAAAAGUUCCCAGCAUAUUCUCAGUAUAUAUAAAUUUUGUAUUUUUGCACAAUAAUAAUAUAUUACCAAAAAUUUAUAAUUUAUUUCAAAUUAUUGUUUGAUAUUUAAUUUAUUUGCAUCUUUUUUAUUAUAUUUUAUGUAACAAAGUCAGUAAAAAAUUUAAAUUGCACAAUUUUACAUCAUAUUUUUUACAGAAUUAAUGCAUUAUUAAAAUAAACAUGAAAUUUUCAAUUAAAUUUGAGCGCAAAAUUUUUUAUUACAAACAUAUAUUAAUAAAGUUUUGUUGUUGCAUAACAAAUGUCUUAAAAUGUAAAUGAAUAUUCCACAGUACAAAAAAUUUAUUUUAAUUACUGGUUAGACUUUAUUUUAUUAUAAAGUCUUGUAUAUAUAUAUAUCAAAACAGAAGUAAUGAGUUUAAGACUGUGUUUCUAUAUCAGUUAGCAUUAGAUGUACAUUUGAAAUAUAGAUUUAUAGAAAUGACAUUGUAUAUAACAUGGUCCAGUGAAUAAGACAAAAAACUGUUAGCACUGUUCCUAAGGAAAUGGUAUUCUCAGCAAAGCAGAAAAUACCUCUAUUCAUAUUAAAGUAUUGUAAAAUAGAUAUAACUCCAAAGAUAUAAUGCUUUUAUUAAUUGUAUACUUUGUGCCUAAUUAUUAAAAUCAUAAAAAUCAUUUAUUUCAUGAGAAAAUCUAUAUAUAAAAUAAUUCUUUGAUUUUAAGUAGCCCCCUGCUAUAUGCAAUUUGCAAAUAAAAUGACAUUAAUUAUUUAGAUAUGAUUAUUUUUGAAAUUUAAAUUGUUAAUUUUUAUAUUUUACAUUGUAUAUAUUUUCCAACUAAUAUUAUAUUUAAAUAUAUUAUAAUAUUCUAAAAAUA